AUGACGUCGAACAUCCCCGAAGUGCUCCUGCUCUGCAUGGACAAAGACUUCAUCACAGCCUUCAACACAGCACUGAAAAAGACCUGGCCAUCACACGACAACUCUAAAGUGAAGAUCAAGCCAAUAAAUGAACGCUUCAACUCCCUCCCAGCAGAAACAACAUUCGACCUAGUCGUCUCACCGGCAAACUCCUAUGGCCGCCUUGACGGUGCUUUUGACCAUGCCAUCUCAGCAACCUUCAGCCCACGCGACGACUACCACGCUCUAACAAGAGCCGCGCAGGAAGUCCUCUAUGAAAAAUGGCGCGGCUUUGCACCGCCCGGAUCAUGCACUCUCGUUCCAUUCCCGACUGAGCUGAGGAAGAAUGGAUACGGCUGCUCGUGGGUGGCGAUUUGUCCCACGAUGCGCGAGCCCAGUAAUGCGAACUGGGAUCGUGAGGUUGUUUACGAGUGUGUUUGGAGCUUGUUGUGCCAGAUUGAAGGGUUUAAUCGAACUCUUGGUCAGGGUGGGGAUAAGAUUGAAAGGAUUCUUAUGACGCCUCUGGCGGUUGGGGUUGGUAAAGUUAGUGCGGAGCGGUGGGCGACGCAGACUGUGCUUGCUUUUAAGCACUUUGUUGAUGCUGUUGAGAGGCCGAAGAGAUGGGGGGCGUUGCAGUGGAAUGAUAUCGAGAAGGAUUGCGCUGAAGUUGAGAAGACGUGGAAGUAUUAG
Penicillium brevicompactum is the source of this 708-nucleotide messenger RNA. RefSeq lists its product as uncharacterized. The record is from RefSeq and is a predicted model, not a curated record. The transcript has a single exon. Bases 1 to 708 code for a protein of 235 amino acids. Lineage: Eukaryota; Fungi; Ascomycota; Eurotiomycetes; Eurotiales; Aspergillaceae.